UCAGCCCAGGAUCAGCAUGGCCGUCCGCCUGUGGAUGGUUGCCCUGGCUGUGGCUGCCCUCCUCAUUGUGGAUAGUGAGACACCCGUGUCGGCGACAAUCCUGAUUUCCCCAAGAAUGCCCAUCUGUGAGCACAUGGAGGAGUCUCCUGUCUGUUCCCAGACAUCCAACCUGGUCUGUGGCACUGAUGGUGUCACGUAUGACAAUGAAUGUCAGAUCUGCUUGACCCGGCUGAAAACCAAACAGGACAUCCAGAUCAUGAAGGAUGGCAAAUGCUGAUCCCCAUAGCAGCCUUUUAAGCCACGAAGUUUCGGGCUAGACAACAGUGCUGGGAGUGAAGGAUGUGACAUGAAUAAAAGUUCCAGACCAACUCA
Molecule: messenger RNA, 372 nt
Organism: Lontra canadensis (Northern American river otter)
Lineage: Eukaryota; Metazoa; Chordata; Mammalia; Carnivora; Mustelidae
Gene: SPINK4
Product: serine peptidase inhibitor Kazal type 4
Exons: 4
Coding region: 17-277 (86 amino acids)
Molecular function (GO): serine-type endopeptidase inhibitor activity; protein binding
Source: RefSeq, a predicted model, not a curated record